Molecule: messenger RNA, 1332 nt
Organism: Gossypium raimondii (Peruvian cotton)
Lineage: Eukaryota; Viridiplantae; Streptophyta; Magnoliopsida; Malvales; Malvaceae
Product: tubby-like F-box protein 7
Exons: 4
Coding region: 106-1260 (384 amino acids)
Source: RefSeq, a predicted model, not a curated record
AACAAAAUCCCCCAUCCAUCUCUGCUUUUGUAUCUUUCGAUCUUUUUUUCUCUCCAAAAGAAAAUUUUUUAGGCACCAAAAAGCGAAAAUUUAUUCUUCGAAACGAUGUCGUGUUCUUCGUCUUUCAAGAAAUCAUCGUGCCUUUCGCGGCGGUUGUCGAGAUCGUUAAGAUCGUAUACAAAAACGGCGUCGUCAGGAACAAUUUCGACGGCGGCGAGUCAACCGGAAUUUAAUUUGGCUUCGGCGGAGGAGGAAGAGGAGGGAGGAGAAUCGUGGUCGACGAUGCUGCCGGAGUUGUUAAGCGAUAUACUAGAGCGCGUAGAGGCGAGUGAAGAUCAGUGGCCUUCAAGGCAAAACGUCGUCGCGUCCGCUUGCGUGUGUAAGAAGUGGAGAGAAGUUACGAGAGAGAUCGUUAAGGCUUCUCCUGCUAGUGGAAAAAUCACUUUCCCUUCUUGUCUUAAACAGCCUGGUCCGCGUAAUUUACCAAACCAGUGUAUUAUAACCCGAAACAAAAAGAAUUCAACGUUCUACCUUUACCUUGCUCUUUCACCAUCAUUUACCGACAAGGGGAAGUUUCUGUUGGCUGCAAGAAGAUAUCGACAAGGUGCUCAUAUCGAGUAUAUUAUAUCCCUUGAUGCGGAUGAUCUAUCUCAAGGCAGUAAUGCCUACGUUGGGAAGUUGAGUUCGGAUUUUCUAGGCACCAACUUUACGAUCUUUGAUAGUCAGCCGCCUCACAGUGGUGCAAAGCCUGGAAGUAGCAGAGCCAGUCGGAGAUUUGCGAGUAAGCAAAUCAGUCCCCAAGUCCCGGCCGGCAAUUUCAAGGUUGGGCAACUGUCUUACAAGUUCAAUCUUUUAAAAUCAAGAGGUCCUAGGAGGAUGGUUUGCUCGAUAAAAUGCCCUUUGCCGGAAGAAAACACUGCUGAAUACAAGCAUUUGGACAACGGCAAGAUGAAAAUGCCUGCAAACACCACCUCCAGCCAUACAGUUUUGAAGAACAAAGCUCCAAGAUGGCAUGAACAUUUACAAUGCUGGUGUUUGAAUUUCCAUGGACGUGUAACAGUAGCAUCGGUGAAGAACUUUCAACUGUCUGCUACUGUAGACCCAAACUCGGGAGGGGAAGUAGACAACGAAACGGUUGUCCUCCAGUUCGGAAAAGUAGGGGAUCAUACAUUCACCAUGGAUUAUAGGCAGCCUUUAUCAGCCUUUCUUGCUUUUGCCAUCUGCCUUACAAGCUUUGGUACAAAACUGGCUUGUGAGUGAUUUUAUUUUUGAUACGUACAUUAUUUAUAUUCCAUAGUAACAAGCUUUAACAUAUCUUUGUUUUCCACUAAA